Messenger RNA from Symbiodinium pilosum, 1410 nucleotides. The record is from the annotation of a GenBank genome assembly. NCBI's taxonomy places the organism in Eukaryota, Dinophyceae, Suessiales, Symbiodiniaceae.
AUGUUGCCGGCAGCACUUAGAACGGCCUUGGACGUGCAAUCCAAGCUGAACGACUUGAAUCACUUGUCGGGGGCACUGAACAAACUCCAAGCUGACCAUGACCGCUACCAGAACUACCAGGACUUGCUGUCGGUUGACUUGGUGCUGGUGUCCAAGGAAGUGACAAACAUCUGGGCGCAGACCGAUUUAACCCAGCACGACUUGCCUGAGAACGAAGUGUUGCAAAACCCGCACCUGCGGGGCCGGCAUUGGAAGGAGCUCAGCGCCACCUUGGACGUCGUUUUGGACGUCUCCCACGCCGGACGCCCGCAGCUGGCGUUUGGCCAGGCAGCGGCCUGGAACUUGAGCAAGCACAUGGCGGGGCUUCUGACUGUGGCACGCCGAGCCACGCAGGAGCAUUACGUGGAGGUGGCGCUAGAGAACCUUGGGCGGUCCUGGAGCGGCAUAGCCGAAAGCCGCCUGGACUUGCCCAUCCUGAGCACCGGAUCUGGCCUCGUGCUGGGCAGCCUCAGGAUUCUCGAGGAACAGCUACAAGACGGCCGUGCGGUAGUGGGCUCCACUUCUCGUUUUGCUGAAGUGCACGCGGACCGCGUGAAGCUGUGGCAGGCACGAUUCGAGAAGAUUCAGGAGCUGCUCGAUGAGUUCGGCUCUUGCCAGCGGCGCUAUGCCCACUUGGACUCCGUGUUUUCCACGGACCUGCAGAAGCAGCUCCCAAACGAGUUCCUGGCAUUCCAGCCAGUUGAUAGCACCUGGAAGGCCUUACUUCUACGGCUGCAGCAGCGGCCGCAGGUUGUGGACCUGGCCCUGGAUCCACAAAACAUGCAAAUGCUGCGUCCACUGGGUGAGACAAUGGACGCCAUCGUCAAGGACCUGGACAAUUUUCUGGUUGCAAAGCGUCAGGGCUUUCCACGGCUCUGCUUCUUCUCGGACGCGGAGCUCCUGCAGUUCUUGCGUCUCUUUGGUAAGCGCGGCUCUGAUCCAAGAGCCAUGGAGCUCCUGACCCGGCAGUGCUUUCCAGGUCCUGGGGUGGGGGGGAGGGAAAGGGUGAAAAGAAAGAGUCCUCUCUUUCGCUUUUGCUUCGCUUUUGCUUCGCUUUUGCUUCAGGUGAAGUUCCGGGGUCCAGAAAGCCUGGAGGCGCUCCAGACUGCAAUGGUCGCAGCUUUCCGGCAGCUCUUGAAAGGAGCCAUCGAGGAGGCUGCGGCGGGUAAUGCUGACGAGUGGGCUGUGUCUGUGGAUCUCCCGAGCCAGGCACGGAGGCAAGAGCUGCAAAUGCCUUGCAGAUGGAAAAAUGAAGGUGGUGCAAGUGGCUUGGCAAGUCGUAUGGUGGAUGGCACUCCAGGAGUCGGGGCCUUGGGCGAAGUCCCUGAUUCGCUGUCUGGGAAUUUGCUGAUCCAAGGUCCUGGUUUUUGA